This is a messenger RNA of Bactrocera neohumeralis, 801 nucleotides long. RefSeq lists its product as uncharacterized. Lineage: Eukaryota; Metazoa; Arthropoda; Insecta; Diptera; Tephritidae. The transcript has 5 exons. Bases 1 to 792 code for a protein of 263 amino acids. The record is from RefSeq and is a predicted model, not a curated record.
AUGAAAAAAUCAGGAAAAUGUCGGGCCUUGACUGGCUGGUGCGCUGCAAGUUUUCAACUGAAAGUCGACAUGCCAAAAUUGCCCGAUAUCACACCAAUGACUGUACUACCGCCUGGUAUACCUACAUGCGUGGGCACUAAUUUAGAUCUCAAUGCAUGCAUUAUGAAUGGACUAAAAGAGGUGAAACCACGUCUCAAGAAUGGCAUUCCUGAAUUAAGUAUACCACCCCUAGAUCCCUUGGUCAUAGCAAGUCGUAAGGUGGAAAUGAGCGACGAUUUCGCAAAAGGCUCCUUGAACGUACAGAACUUGAUUAUAAAGGGUAUAAGUGAGAUCACUGUGGAGAAUCUAAAUUUUGAAAUAUAUGACGAUCACGUGAAGUUGCAAUUGACUACAAAAUCGCCAAACAUUGAAAAACAAGGCACUUUCCAAGGAGAGUUGGCGGCAGAAAGUGUGAAUCUGCAAUCCGAGGGGCAGUUCUCUAGCAAAUUGACUGAUUUGCAGCUGGACAUCGAGGCAGAAGGUGAUCUCACAGAGCGUGAUGGUCAUAAAUACUUGCAUUUGAGGUCAUUCAAUGUUGUACCAGAAAUCGGUGAUUUGGAAUUCAAUGCCGACAAUUUAGUGUCAGAUGAAAGCUUAAAUUCAGUUAUUUUGGCCCUUAUAAACGCCAUUUGGCGUCCAUUCUACAAAUUACUGGUAAAAAAAACGCACUCAACUUGGGAACCCAUUGCUUUGUUCGUAGCUAAUGCAUAUUUGAAUGCUGUGCCAUUUGACUUGUUCAUUGAUACGCCUUAAAAAAAUGAG